AAGCUUCCAAACAAAGAGAAUUAAUGGAAAGUAAGAUUUGCAAAGGAAUCAUUCUCUUCCUCGUCCUCUCUCACUCACAACCCUACGCAUAUAAAAUAAUUGAAAAAAAAAAUAUACAUACAUACUAUAUUUAAAUAAAUAAAAAGAAAUAAAUAAACAAAACCCUUAUCUUCUUCAUGAGAAUCAUUUCCUCUCCACAAAACCAUGCCUUCUCAAAGCCCCUCUUCUCACUUUUCAAUAAUCGAUCCCUUCAUAUAUGGCUCAUGCUGAGAUCAUAUGACCAAUAUGGUUCCUCUUGAAUCCUCACUGCUUUUUGGCGGUUUCACGGACGCGAUGAUGAUGAGAGAAACAACUAUAAACAAUCAAGAUUCUAGCGGGGAAGAUACAUGCUCCGUCUCCGAUCCAACAGCAGCUUCUACUGAUUAUUAUAACAUGUUUUCUUCCUCUCGGGUGAAAGACGUCGGAGCCGCCGCAAAGAACGAUACCGUUUGUUCUAUUAAUGUAGAAGGUAAAGAUAAAUCUUGGCUCCGCUUAGGUAUAGGCCCUGAGGAGAACAACCAUAACACGGGGUCGUAUAAGCUUCAACGUUGUUGUAGCAAAAACGGAAGUGAAAGAGAGAAGUCGUUAGAACUCAGCUUGUUCUCCUCCUCCUUAGCCACGGGAGGAGCCAUUAGUAGUAGCGUAGAGUACUCACAGCCCGCAAGCUGCGGCCCGCAACCACCGCAGCCGCCAUAUCGGUGUGAUCAGUUAUUAACGAUGCGUGGACCAUCGUUGGUUUACAAUCAACAACUAAUUCGGCCUCAGACGUUAUUUAAUCGAGGCUUUUCAUUUCCAUCUUCAAAGCCGUGGAUACCUCAAUAUACGACGCCGUUUAAACCGUCAUCAUUGAGUGACCGUGACGUCACUAACAAUAAUAGUGCUGCAAGGAGUUGUUGUGUCGAUGAAGGAGGAGGAGCUGGACCAAGCUCUGAGUUUAGGGUUCUUGAUCCUCCAAGAAGACCACAUUCUGGUCUUUGGUUUCUCCUUCAAGCUUCACAAUUUCAGGAAAAGGAACCGUUCUUGCCUCAAGUAAGCAAAAGCUACUUGAGAAUCAAGGAUGGGAGAAUCACAGUUAGAUUGCUAAUUAAGUACCUCAUGAAGAAGCUUCAAUUGGAUAGCGAAUCUGAGGUAGAAAUAAGAUGCAGAGGACAACAAUUAUCGCCGUUGUUGACGAUGCAGCAUGUAAGAGAUACCAUAUGGACUUCCAAAUCAUCAUCAUCUCCCUCUUUCACUUUGCUUCGGGACUCAUCAACUACUGAUCAUAUCAUGAUUUUGCAUUAUGGUAGGACUGCUUAAUUAAAUGUUUAUUUUGAUAGUUUUUUUUUCCCCUUUUUUGCGCCAAGUCUAACAUUUUUCGAUCAUCAUAUUUGUAUACCUACGAUCGAAUUUUAUUUAUUUAUCCCUCUCUUUUUGUUUGGGUUCUCGAUCUAAUUUGAUAUAUUCUCCUUUUUUCAAAUGUUAUUAUUACUUUAUUUUAUACUUUAUGGCUCAUAUUAUCCCAUUGUAGGGAAAUGGUGUCGUACGAGCCAACCAAGUGGUCUGACCACUGACCUAUAAGCCCUAGACACGCCCUUACCCUUAUUAC
Camelina sativa (false flax) is the source of this 1624-nucleotide messenger RNA. RefSeq lists its product as uncharacterized. The record is from RefSeq and is a predicted model, not a curated record. Gene Ontology annotation, biological process: multicellular organism development. Lineage: Eukaryota; Viridiplantae; Streptophyta; Magnoliopsida; Brassicales; Brassicaceae.